Messenger RNA from Thermothelomyces thermophilus ATCC 42464, 1974 nucleotides. RefSeq lists its product as uncharacterized. Gene Ontology annotation, cellular component: plasma membrane. Gene Ontology annotation, biological process: adenylate cyclase-activating G protein-coupled receptor signaling pathway; cell surface receptor signaling pathway. The transcript is spliced from 3 exons. Gene Ontology annotation, molecular function: G protein-coupled receptor activity. The record is from RefSeq and is a predicted model, not a curated record. Bases 158 to 1876 code for a protein of 572 amino acids. NCBI's taxonomy places the organism in Eukaryota, Fungi, Ascomycota, Sordariomycetes, Sordariales, Chaetomiaceae.
GUGUGCCUCGCCGGUACCCUCUCGACGACCGGGCCUCAACGAGCUCGGGGUAUCAACCAACGGAGCUGCAGGCUGGGGACGACACCGCCAUCACCUCCACCGAACGGGCCCAUUUCUUCCCGCUGCGUCGUGCGGGCGACGCUCCGACACCAGCAGGAUGGACUACAGCACGAGUCUCACCGAAUUCCAAAUAAGAGCCAUCGGUAUCCUCGAACGCACCACCUCUGUCUUCUCCCUUAUAGGGUGCAUGGUGGUCAUCAGCACGUUUAGCUUCUCCAAGGCUUUCCACAAACCCAUCAACCGGCUGGUUUUCUACGCAACAUGGGGCAAUCUCAUGACCAAUGUCGCCACGUUGAUGGGUCGGUCCUUUAUUGACGACAUCAACCAGGCCGGGUGCCAGCUCCAGGCGUUCCUCAUCCAGAUGUUUAUGCCCGCCGACGCUUUCUGGAUGCUGGCCAUGGCUGUGAACGUGCAUCUGACCUUUUACCAGAAGUUCGAUGCCCAACGGCUGCGAAAAAUGGAGAUUCUCUACCUCCUGCUCUGCUAUGGGAUUCCCUUCAUCGUCGCCCUGGUCCCGAUCUUUGUCUCUACCCCCGAGAAGGGCCGUAUGUACGGAGACGCAACCUUGUGGUGUUGGAUCUCACCCAAUUGGGACAUCUUCCGUAUCGCCGUCUUCUACGGACCGGUCUGGAUCGUCAUGCUCAUCACCUUCUCCAUUUACAUCCGCGCGGGGCGCGAGAUCUACAAGAAGCACAAGCAGCUGAGGGAGUUCAGCUUCAGCACCAGUCAUCACGACCCGGAGCCCCUGCACGGAUUCGACGAUCCCUUUAGCUCGACAAAAACCACCGAAGUCUUCGUCACCACCGAAGUGGUUGAUAAGUCAGGUACCAUCGAUCUGACACCCCUGGGAGGCGGCGGCCGUCGUGGGUCGCAGGUCGCCUCGCCUCAGAAACCAUCCAAGGCAGCCUACUCUGUCACCAUCUCCUCCCACCGCGAAGCCUCCAACAACAGCAACAACGGCAAUAACGGCAACAACAGCAACAGCAACAACAACAACAACAACGACAACAACAACAAUAGUAAUAUAGAAGGCCAGGUUCAAACAAGCAUAACAGCCGACCCGAAGGGUGCCGCCAGCACUGCUCUCAACCGCCCCGCAACCAACAGCAACAACAAGAACACGAACAAACUCAGCACCAUCACCAGCAGCACUGGCGGCCACACGGGAACAGGUACGGGCACGGGAGCGAACCCGCUCCGGCGGCGGGCGGCGUACGAGGCCAGCAACGCGACCUGGUCGUACACCAAGUGCGCCCUGCUCUUCUUCACCGCCAUGCUGGUGACGUGGAUCCCGUCGAGCGCCAACCGCGUCUACUCGGUCAUCCACCCGGGCAAGGCCCUGCUCCCGCUCGAGUACAUGUCGGCCUCGGUGCUGCCGCUCCAGGGCUUCUGGAACGCCAUCAUCUACUGCGUCACCUCGUGGGGCGCCUGCAAGAUCGUCUGGGCGGACAUCCGCUCCUGGUGGUCGCGCGUCGGAAUCGGCGGCGGCGGCGGCGGCGGCAGCGGGAGGAUGGGGAGGAGGAUGGGGGGGAAGGGGGCGGGAGCGCUGGAUGGGCACGAGCUCGGCCACCGCCACCACCACCACCAUCACCUCCCCGCGGGCGGGGCCGGCGCCGUCGGGCUGCAUCUCCCCCGGACGGCCGGCUUCCAGAAGAUGGGGGGCGGGAAGCGCGGGAGCAAGGCGAGCGAGUCCAAGUUCGAGUCCGAGAGCAUGACGGAACUGGCGGGGAGCCGACCCGGGUCCAGCCGCAGCCCGACCGUGGCGGGCUCUGCUACGCCGCCGCCACCGACCGAGGCGGCUAAGAUGGGCGUGUAAAUCUCUCUCUUUCGGUCUUCUUCUUCUAACCGCGUUCUUCUCGCAUUACUACUUACUUAUACAUACUAUAUCAAUCUUCCGACAUAGUCUAUCCUUUU